Molecule: messenger RNA, 9025 nt
Organism: Mytilus trossulus (common blue mussel)
Lineage: Eukaryota; Metazoa; Mollusca; Bivalvia; Mytilida; Mytilidae
Product: E3 ubiquitin-protein ligase MIB2-like
Exons: 18
Coding region: 206-2974 (922 amino acids)
Biological process (GO): protein ubiquitination
Cellular component (GO): cytoplasm
Molecular function (GO): protein binding; zinc ion binding; ubiquitin-protein transferase activity
Source: RefSeq, a predicted model, not a curated record
UGUAAAUUGUCAUCAUGAAAGUCUGCAUUUUUACAGUGUCCAUUUUCUAUGAAAUCCAUGUAACAUGAUUGUGACUGUGACCCUUAUGAACUAACAUAAGUGUCCCUUUUUUAAAUGAUUCAUGAAGGAUGUGUAAAUAAACAUGUAUUUGAAAUGAUGUUGAAUGAUACAGAAAUUUGUUGGAAAUACUUUGAGAUAAGUAACUAUGCUAGAAGUUGGUUUGCGUGUGACUCGUGGACCAGAUUGGAAAUGGGGGAACCAGGACGAUGGUGAAGGUCACAUAGGAACUGUGGUUGAGAUAGGGAAGCCAGGAAGUUCGACCUCACCUGAUAAAACAGUUGUUGUGCAGUGGGAUUCUGGAUCCCGUACAAACUACAGAGUGGGUUACCAAGGAAAAUAUGAUCUUCGUGUGUUGGAUAACGCACCAGUUGGUGUAAAACAUCCAAACAUUAUAUGUGAUAUCUGUAAGACCCAGGGUAUAUCUGGGAUGAGAUGGAAGUGUACCAAGUGUUUAGACUAUGAUCUGUGUACAGAUUGUUAUAUGAAUGAUAAACAUGAUCUUGGUCAUGCCUUUCUACGCCUGGAAACAUUUUCCUCCAAAGGAGUGAAAAUGCCAAAAAGAAAAGAUACUCUGAAUAGUACUAAAGUGAGAGCCCAGGGAUUAAUUAAUGGAGCAAGAGUUGUACGUGGACCAGAUUGGGACUGGGGAAAUCAAGAUGGUGGAGAAGGCAAAAUAGGAAAAAUAACUGAGAUACGAGGAUGGGAUUCUGAAUCGGAGAGGAGUGUGUCGAAUGUUGCAUGGCAGACUGGAUCAACCAAUGUAUAUAGAGUAGGACAUAAAGGAAAAGUAGACUUAAAAUAUGUCACAGCUGGUCAAGGCAUUUAUUAUUAUAAAGAACACCUGCCUGUAUUAGGAGAGUUUUCAGAUUCUGUCACUCAGUCAGGAGUUGCUUGUCCAUUUAAAGUUGGUGAGAAAGUUCAAGUUGAUCUUGACCCAGAAAUUCUCAAGGCCAUGCAGGAAGGUCAUGGUGGAUGGAAUCCCAGAAUGGCUGAUUAUAUUGGAAAAGUGGGCGUAGUCCAUAGAAUAACAGACAGGGGAGAUGUAAGAGUUCAAUAUGAAGGAUGUUCUAACAGAUGGACAUUUCAUGCAGGGGCAUUAACAAAGGUACAUGCAUUCAGAGUCAAUGAUCAGGUGAAAGUGUCACAUAAUAUACAUCUAGUCAAAGAAAAACAGAAGGGACAUGGUGAAUGGUCAGAGAGUAUGAGAGCUAUUUUAGGAAAGCAGGGAAGAGUUAUAUCAAUUUACCCUGAUGGUGAUCUGAGAGUAACUGUCAAUGGGAACACAUAUACAUUAAACCCUAUCUGCUGUACUGUACCUUCACAAGAGCCAGAUGUUAAUAACACUGAUCGAUUUCCUGAUAGAGAACAUAGUACCUCAAUGCAAACACUUCUUGACCAUUUGAAGGAGCCAUCACUUGCAAUAGAGACUGGUCCUGAUAGACUAGUCAGAGAAUCAGCUCAAGGACAUACAGAUAUUGUCAAAGAUAUUGUCACAAAACACCCAGAUAAAGUAGACCUAAAAAGUGCAGGUAAAACAGCCUUACAGGUAGCCUGUCAUCAAGGACAUAAAGAUAUUGUACAGAUACUGUUGGAUGCUGGAGCUAACCUUGAACUUCAAGAUGAUGAUGGAGACACUGCUCUUCAUUACUCAGCUUUUGGUUACCAAGCUGAAAUUAUGGAAAUGUUAUUAAGGAAAGGAGCUCAGAUCAAUUCCCUAAACAAUGGAGGGUGCAGUUCAUUGCAUGUUGCUGUGAACAAACAGCAUUUAGAGUGUGCCAAAAUAUUACUGCGAUAUAAGUGUAAUGUAAAUAUACAGGACUCUUAUGGGGAUACAUGUCUCCAUGAUGCCAUUGGUAAAGAGAACAGACAGAUUAUAGACAUGUUAGUCUGCUAUAAUGGAAUAGACUUUACAUUACGGAAUAAAAGAGGAUUCAAUGUGCUACACCAUGCUGCUCUUAAAGGAAAUAGCUUUGCUACAGAGAAGAUAUUAUUGAAGUGUAGACAGAUUGUAGAUAUAAAGAAAGAUGAUGGAUUCUCAGCCGUACAUUUAGCUGGUCUUAAUGGACAUAAAGAUGUCACUAAUGUACUGCUGACUCAAGGCCAAGCUGAUAUUGAGAUCAGAAACAAUAGACAACAAACCCCCCUUCUACUGGCUGUAUCCCAAGGUCAUACCUCUAUCAUUGAACUACUGGUAACCAGAGGUGCAGAUAUUAAUGUCAAGGAUGAAGAUGGAGACACCUGUUUACAUGUAGCUCUAAUGAGACAGUCUGUACCACAGGAGAGAGAGCCAACACCCAUGCUAGAAGCUAUAUGUAAUCAGCUUGGUAUGGCAGACGAUGAAGAUCAGAUGGGUGCUGCUAUUGCUUGUUAUCUUGCCCAACAAGGUGCCAGUCUGACACAUAAAAACAACCAGGGUAAAACACCAUUAGAAGUUUGUGGAGAUCCUAAAGUUGAAGAAAUGAUCAAACAAUUUACUACAGCACAGGCCAGUAAAUCAGACCCACAAACAUCAUCAGAGAAAGAAUCUCUUGUACAAGAAUGUAUGGUGUGUUCAGAAAACAUGGCCUGUAUCAAAUUUAUGCCAUGUGGACAUGUUAUAACCUGUUUUGACUGCUGUCAGAAGAUGAGAAAAUGUAUAUCAUGUAAAGAAAAUAUAGAUAGUAAAACUUGUCCAGAUGGUUCAGAAGUAACAGCGACUAGAGAACAUCCUGCUGCUGGAGUUAUGGAGUCAAACUUACUGCAGAAGAAACUCCAAGAGAUGGAGGAGAACUUUCUUUGUUCUAUUUGUAUGGAACGGAAACGGAACAUGGCAUUUUUAUGUGGACACACUGUGUGUAAUAUCUGUGGGGAUUCAUUACGAACAUGUCAUAUGUGUCGUAAACCUAUUACUAAAAAGAUUCCAUUAUAUGCAUGAUUAUGUGGUGAAGUCUUUCAGAAAGCGAAUUUCUUGGACUGUAUUAAGUUUUAUAUACAAAUACUCUAGUAUUUAUUUUUCAAUUUCUAUAAGAUAAAUAACUAAAGAAAACAUUUGCUUCUUUAAAGGUAGCAUUAUUUCGAAGUAUUUCAUUGGUUGUUAUCUGCUACACAUAAUGGGCAUUUCCCUUCUUUCCUUUAUAUACCGUAAACAAUUCUCUGCCAUACUUAUUUUUUAACUUUAAAACAAAAUCACAAAAGAAUGUCAAUGUUUUAAAUGCAAUACCUAUAAAGUGGCUUAAGUAAAUUGACUAUAGGGAAGUUUCUGAAAAUUCUUGCUACCAUUUUGUUAUAACCAUUUCAAAAUUUAAUGGUCGCGAAAUGUGGAUGUCAUUGUUUGCUGGUUGAGAAAUGGAUGCACCAGUGAAAUGCUAGAUUCUUGUUUGGAACAAUUAAAAGUACAAAACUGUUAUUUGGUUCAGGGAAUAAGAUAGUUUUCAUACAAAUUUAUGAAGUCACAUUAAGCAAGCAUGACAUCACAUGCGUAUGAUUUCUUAUUUCAGUGUUUCUAAAAAAUUAUAGUUUAAAGUUAUAAAAAAACUCAAUACAGUCCAAUUAAUUCUUUGUGCAGUAUUGAUCUUGAGAUUUAUGCAAGUAGUUUUGUAACAUUAUAAUGGAUUUUCAUUGGUCAAGUAGUCUUUCAUUCAUAAGUUAUAUAUCACCUCAUGAAUAAUGUGCAUUAAGUUCACUCUCAUUUUGUUUCACUCUAUGUGUGCUUUAAUUUGAAAUUUUAGGAUUGUAAUAUUGAACAGAAUUUUAUUCAUGUAGUAGUAUUAAUAUGUUUUAUUUAAUCAGCACAACUCAUAUAUGGAUUUUAAGGAAAAUAAAAAUAAAAAUCUAAAUGAAACACAAGAAACCUAUACAAUACAAUUGUAUAAACUGACCUAGUUUAUGAAUACUGUUGAAAACAAUUCAUUUAUUUUAAAUUUAGAUCUAAUGUUCAACACCUGUAUAUGCACAAUCUCAUAAACAAAAUUAUAAAGAAAGUUGUCAGACAGAAAUUAUCAAACCUUGCCCCAACAUUGUUAUUAAGACAAAUUUUCUUUCGGUCAUAUACAUUUUGGUGGCAGGUAAAAUGUCUGACAGUUUUUAAAAAUCUUCAUUUUCUUUUAUCUUUAUCGUAUCAAGUGCAUUUAAAUUGAAGAAAAAAAAAAUCUUUUUUAAAGGCCAGUGUUUACAUUUAGCACAAAUAUUACCAAAAAAAAACCAGUAAAUUUAGUAUUGUAAUUAAAAAACUUACAUAAAUUCAGGUAUAUGGAAGGUGAAUUGACAUGAAACAAGCUGCUUUCACCAAACAAUAUUGAUUUCAAUACCUCUUUUUAUAGCUUUUGGUAAGGGCUAUUCCAUUAUAAUGUAUGUGGGAGGGUUGUGAAAAAUAUUCAAAAUAUCAAUCAAGAACCACUUUUUAAAUAAUUUUCACAAUGGUGAUUAACAUGUACUGAAAAAAGAACUAUGACCCACAUUCUUUAAUUAAACUCCCCUUCCUACCCUCCCACAUACAUUUUAAUGGAAUAGCCCUAAAAUUUAUCUUAACUCUUGAAAAGGAAUUAAUUUAGGCAUGAGUCGUGUCUGUUGUAAAAUCACAAUUUCAUAUCUACAUCUGUAUGUACAAUCAUUACAAAGAAAGAUGUAUUUUUAGUUAACUCUACUAUGUAGAGAAUGCUUAGCUUAUUUAUGUAUAAUGCAUAAAAGUAGAUAUAAGUAUAUCCUAAUGGUGUAGAGUUGUCAGUAUCAAUUAGAAAGAAAUGCUAUUGGCACAGAUUCAGUUUGAUAAGAAACGCAUAGUGGAGUCAAUAAAAUAAAUGAUUUACAGUAAGUUGCAUCCAGUGUGCAGGUAAAAUUAAUAUCUUUGGUUAGCUUGCUUGCUAGCUGAUCCAUGAAGUCAUUAGGUUAGGUAAACUACCCUUCUUUAAGAAAAGACUAGUCCGACAGAUAACCGAUCUAUCUGUCUGAAGGACUAGGUAACUUUAAAAGGAGGGUAGUAUACCUUACUUACCUACAGACUUGAUGCAAUCAGCUGUAAGAAUUGUUGUGCACUUAACAAUUGUAUAUCUUUAUUUAAAGAUGUGUUUCAUUUAAAGUGGUUGAGGGUUUUACAUUAAAUACAAUAGAAUUUUUAUAUACUUUGCCAAAUGUAGUUUAUAUAUUGUGCUAUCUCAAAUAUUUUAUAAAAGGGUAUAAGUCACAAAGGUAAUUAAGCUACAGUUUUACUUAAGCUUAUGCUUUUGCAAAGUUUGUUAAAUUAAUUGACAAUGAGCUCUAAGAAUUUGUCUUCUGAUUACCUUUGGUUGUCAGCUAUUUUUUAUUCUUAAAAUUUUUCAUUAUUGACUGAAACUUCUCUCUUUGUAAAUACAAACUACUUUAAGAUUUGAAAUAUGGAAUCGUCAUUUAAUGCAUACAAAUGGCAUUUCAAUAUUUUGAAAUAUUAUAUGUGACUUUGUCUAAUAAUUUUAUGAACAAACCUUAGAUAUCUCUGCAAAAGCAGUGUGAAAUUUUUACACAUGUGGAGCUCUUUACUUUUAUUUUUCUGUCACUUACUUUAAAAAUGUCCUUAAAUGUAUCACCCUUGCUGAGAGAUAUACUUAUGAAAUGAAAUGAGUUGAAACUUAUUUGAAUUUUUAUACUUGAACGUAUAGUAAAAAUGUUAAUUUUGAAAAAUAUUGCAUUACUGUGAAUUCAUUUAUAUUGGUUGGAUACCAAUUUUCAUGGAUUUGGUGGUAACUGGUUUGCCACGAAUUUAAAUGUGCAAAGAAUUGAAAAUUUUCUAUAGGUUUGUAUGCAGACUUUGGCAAAACCAUGGACUCAAAUAUCCCGAAAAUAUGGGCAUUCAUCAAUCCACGAAAAUUGGUAUCUACACAAAGAAAUGAAUUCACAGUAUCUACGAGAAGAGUGGUCCUUGAAAACUAGAAAAUGAUGGAUAGGUUAUCCCUAAGUAAUUUAUUUUGGUUUGUAUAAUUCUUAAUGUGCCAGUAUGUCAUAAUUACAUAAGCCUUUCUGUGAUAGCAAUUUUUGUCACCAAAUAUGUUAUUUUAUGGGUUUAUAAUGCUUUAGUUCCAAGAAAGGAAGGAAAACACUAACAGAUAUUUAUUAGUACUGCCAAGGUUAACACAUUGUAUAUAAAGUAAUUGCAGUUAUCACAAAUUACAUACAGAUUUCAUUGUGUAUUUUAUUGAAUAAUAAGAUAUUCAUGUAUUACAGUUUUACAUGGCUUACAAUUUCAUCAUGUUCACUAGCUUACUCAUGUUGGGCAUUUUGUUUGAUUGAAAGAAGGCUAUUAAAUAUUGUGAUAGAGAUGGGGUUAAAACCUUAACCAUACAAGCGUGAAAAAAUCUUGCUAAUUGUCAAAUCCAUUUUGAAAUUUUUAAAUGAAGAAUGUUUCAAAAGUUUGAAGGUUUUGAAACUAGAAACACUAAAAUGGAACUAAGUUUAUUGAAGCAAGCUGUUUUACCUGAGUGAUGUUAGUUCUAAUGUUAAUGUAUGGAGCUCAAGGUAUGGUAGUUUAAAUUAACCCGACCGUAUGCAAGAAACUAAAAUACACUUGUAUGAGUUUUGAGUAUAAUUAGUUGAGGUUUUCAAGGUUUAAAAAAAAGAUUUAAAAAAAAAAUAUUACUAUGUCACUUUUUACCUCAGAAAUAUGUUAUUUUAUAACUAAUAUGAAUUUUCAUGUAGCAUUACAAGUGUUUUCUUAUAGGGUAUUUAGAUGUUUUGUGAUUUCAUGUUUCGUGUUGAAAUUGUGCUUAUUAUUUAUUAUUUAGUCUUGCCACUGCCACAAAACUUGUAGCUUUUUACUUUUGGAAUUAUGUAGAUUGACCAUAGGCUCCAUUAUCAAACUAAAACAAUUUGUCUUCUAAAGUCCUGUAUGUUUGACAUGCUAUCAUAGACAUCUGUAUUUUUGAGCUGUUUAUUGAUUUUCAUUGUUUUCUUUGCUUUUUUUUUUACAAGAAAACUAAUUUGCACUGAUAAGAAUGCUUCAUAGUUGUCUGAAGAAGACACCAAAAAAAGGGGAUCAUUUUAAAACUUGUUUAGAAUAGUUUUACACACAGUUUUACACAGAUUUGGUGAACUCAAAGUUAUUUAUGUGGUUUAGACUUUGCUAUGCUAUAUAUUAAGAUCAGUUGACCAAUGAACUUAUGAAAUUUGUUCAGUUCGGAAUAACAGUCUUAAUCAGCAUAGAAUAUUAUACUUUAUUUAUUUAUGAAAGUUUUGACAUGAAAAUGAUUUUUGAAAAUAAUUGAAAACAUUUUCUCAUUUGAUAUUUGAUACUUACCCCAUUUGGCAAGUUCCUCAUAUAUUGUCUUUUUUAUAAAAGCCUUGUAGUUUUUUUCUCCCCACCCCUCUUCCUCCCUCAAAAUAAAUCAAUAUGUUUGGGUUUUUUUGCAUAGCUUAUGUAAUUUUUUUAUUUAAUAAUAUACGAUACAAGUAUUACACAUUUACUUUGCAGUUCCCAUAUACUUACAAUCAUCAAAUGAAUAUGUGUUAUGGUAGACCUUGUCUUAAUUAAUUUUGUAUAUAUGGUUCAUGAAAUAUUUUAGUGCUGCAUAUCUUAAUUUCCAUUUUAGUUAUUAUAUUUUAUCAUGGGAAUUUUGUAUUUUAUAUAGUCACAUCUAAGAGAUGAUAUGUAUGGUGUAUUGAAAAGAAAUGAGUUUUGUUUAAGAUUAUUUUGUGUGAGAGACUUGAUUGAAAUAGAGUACUGGGAUUUAGAGAAAGACAAAAUUUUAAAGUGUGAAUUCGUUAUCUUAAGUUGUAUUGAAUCAAAAAUUUUAUUUUUUUAGAACUUAAAAGUUUUUGGAUUCUUCACUUGAUUUUAGAAUUUAAUUCCUUGAAUAAGUCUGUCUGAUGAUUAAUGGGACCAUAAUAGAAGUUUAUUUCAAGUUUAUUUGAUGCCUUGGAUUAAUUUAUUUAUGUGGGUACCAAAUUUUUGUGGAUUGACGAAAAAUCAUAUCUUUGAAGAUAUUUAAUUUCAUGGUUUUUCCAAAGUUUGCCUACAAGCUUAUAGAACAUUUCUUCUUAGAUGUACAUCUUUAUUAGUGGUUAACCAACAAUAACAAAACCCAUGAAAGUUGGUAUCCCAUUAAUAGUGAUGAAUCCACAUAUAAUAUAAUAUGGUUGUUGAACUUAAUUUCUGAUUUACAGGGAGAUUUUUCUGUUAUUUCCACAGUAUUUUUCACUACUGUCAUAGCCAUUUUUGCUUCUUUUUUCUUACAUUUUUUUUUUGCUAACAAAAUAAUCUCUUUUUAUUUGGAUUUAAAACUUGAUGCUUUACAGAAUAAAAAAACAUGUACCACACGAUUAGUUUAAUUGAUGCAUGAUAACUUCAACUGUUAAAAGAAAAAGCCAUCAUUCCUAGGAUUUUUUAUUCAUAAGUUCAUACCUUUUGAAAAAUUAUUUGUAAAAGAUUGAAUUUAGUUCCUGAUGAAAUUUGGUGGGUUUAUGUGCUUGGUACUCUAAGAAUGGUAAUUAUUUAACAUUAAUGAUGUAAUUAAAUUCAUCAGGUUAAGGGUAAAAGCCCCUUUGAGGUAUCAUUUUGACUAGUUCAGGUCAUGUGUGAUUUUAUUUAGGACAAUAUAAAUGUUAUGGAGACCCAGGUUUUGUAUGGAAUUUAGGUGAGAUGACUCAUUUUAAGUCUUUUUAUGGAGAAGGUAGGCCUGUCCAGUUUGUCACUUUAGCUGUUUAGAGAUUGUUAAGUGUUGAAUUCGCUAUAUGUCAUAUGGAACUGCUGAAUUGAAUUAGUUCUUACUUAAAAUCAUCUAAGCUCAGACUGAGCAAUUGCUAACUUUUACUUUCAACAGCCACUUUUAUCCAAAAACUAUUUGAAAAAAAUUACUACUUGGAAAGAAAAAAGAAAGCAUGUGAAAUGUCUUUGUUGUAGGAUAAGGAUUGACGGGAAUGUGUAUUUGAAUUGUUUUAAAUAAAUGAUUUGUAUCUAUUUAUCAGGCUGUUGCCAGAAACAUUAUGUAAAUAGAAUUUGAUUAAAAUAUCUGUUGCAAAGUUG